Messenger RNA from Ascoidea rubescens DSM 1968, 670 nucleotides. RefSeq lists its product as uncharacterized. The transcript has a single exon. The record is from RefSeq and is a predicted model, not a curated record. Lineage: Eukaryota; Fungi; Ascomycota; Saccharomycetes; Ascoideales; Ascoideaceae. Bases 342 to 545 code for a protein of 67 amino acids.
AUUUCGGUAUGAUUGUAUCUCUGCAGUUUGGAAAUUAUGUUUAUACAUUGGUGAACUAAGCCUGAUUCACUUAAGUUGUGCCAAAGGUCGACUAACAUAGUUUACGUCAACAAAUCUACCUGCUCAUUACAAAGGAGCUUCAUCGGAUUAGAUAGAUAAAAUAUGAGACUGUCAUUUGGGCUGCAUAUACAAAUGAUCAAAGGUCAGAUGGUAGUUUGACGUUGUUCAUCAAUGAAAUAGCAGUUACUUUGAACAUCAAUAACCAGGGUUCGGUGGACUUGCUGACUUCAGCAGGUGACUACAUUUUGCUUAUUGAAGCUCUCAAAGAAGCCCUGUUCCUAAUGGAGGUUUUCAAGUUCUUUGGAACAAAUGAUAAUCGUCUAAUCAUUGAUUCUGAGAAGAAUUCGGCUAUCAACCUGGCUAACCCUAUCACGAAUCACAGAAGUCCCCAGCAUAUUUCAACCAAUAUUCAAUUUUUAAACCGUUUUGCAGUUUAUUUACUACUUUUGCAACAUUGGCUACCGAUUAUAUAUUUGCAAAUAUAAUGACCAAGAAGCUGAGCGCCGCAGUGUUCACAGAAUUCAAUCAUUUCUUUGUACGAAUGAAUCGUCUCUUGAUUUCGUAUUGUUGAUUGCAUUUUUCGGGUUCUAUGUCAGUACUAUAUUUUCAU